Molecule: messenger RNA, 1895 nt
Organism: Acanthisitta chloris (rifleman)
Lineage: Eukaryota; Metazoa; Chordata; Aves; Passeriformes; Acanthisittidae
Gene: CYBB
Product: cytochrome b-245 heavy chain
Exons: 13
Coding region: 18-1730 (570 amino acids)
Biological process (GO): defense response; superoxide anion generation
Cellular component (GO): NADPH oxidase complex; plasma membrane
Molecular function (GO): superoxide-generating NAD(P)H oxidase activity
Source: RefSeq, a predicted model, not a curated record
ACACAUCUCGGGCAGACAUGGGUAACUGGGUGGAGAAUGAAGGACUGUCCAUCUUCGUCGUUCUUGUGUGGCUGGGGUUAAACGUCUUCCUCUUUUGGUGGUACUAUCUUGUGUAUGAUGUCCCACCAAAAUUCUUCUACACGAGAAUCCUCCUUGGUCGUGCCUUGGCUCUUGCAAGGGCCCCUGCAGCUUGCCUGAAUUUCAAUUGCAUGCUGAUCCUGCUGCCAGUGUGUCGAAACUUGCUCUCCUUCCUCAGAGGAUCAAGUGCGUGCUGCUCUACCCGUAUCAGACGACAGCUGGACAGGAACCUCACCUUUCACAAGAUGGUGGCAUGGAUGAUUGCCCUCCAUACUGCAAUUCACACCAUUGCACACUUAUUCAACGUGGAGUGGAGCGUGCAGGCCCGUGUUGAAGAGAAGGGGACUCUGGCAGCUGUGCUUUCUAGCCUUGGUGAUAAACCAGGUGAAAGCUAUGUCAACUUCUUCAGACAAACUAUUGGGAAUCCUGUGGGGGGCCUGUAUGUGGCCUUCACGUACUUGGCUGGUCUCACUGGUGUUAUCAUCACUCUGGCCCUCAUACUGAUCAUCACAUCAUCCACCAAAACCAUCCGAAGGUCGUAUUUCGAGGUAUUUUGGUACACCCACCAUCUCUUUGUCAUCUUCUUCAUAGGCCUUGUCAUCCAUGGUGCUGGGCGUAUCGUACGGGGGCAGACAGCUGAGAGUCUGGCUGAACAUAACCCAGAGAUUUGCUACAAGAACUUCACUCUCUGGGGGAAGAAGGGAGCUUGCCCAAUCCCCCAGUUUGCAGGGAAUCCUCCUAUGACAUGGAAGUGGGUGGUAGGUCCCAUGUUCCUGUACCUGUGUGAGCGGUUGGUGCGGUUUUGGAGGUCACAGCAGAAGGUUGUUAUCACAAAGGUAGUCAUUCAUCCCUUCAAGACAAUUGAACUCCAGAUGAUGAAAAAGGGCUUCAAGAUGGAGGUUGGACAGUACAUUUUUGUCAAGUGUCCAGCAGUGUCUAAGCUGGAAUGGCACCCAUUUACACUAACCUCUGCUCCAGAAGAAGAUUACUUCAGCAUUCAUGUCCGUAUUGUAGGAGACUGGACAGAGGGCUUGUUCAAUGCCUGUGGAUGUGACAAACAAGAAUUCCAGGAGGCAUGGAAGAUGCCUAAGGUAGCUGUGGAUGGCCCCUUUGGAACAGCAAGUGAGGAUGUAUUCAGUUAUGAAACUGUUAUGCUUGUUGGAGCUGGAAUAGGUGUCACCCCCUUUGCAUCUGUACUCAAGUCUGUCUGGUACAAAUACUGCCAUGAUGCGACCAACCUGAAACUCAAGAAGAUUUAUUUUUACUGGCUUUGCAGAGACACUCAUGCCUUUGAAUGGUUUGCUGACCUCUUGCAGUCUCUGGAGGCUCAAAUGCAGGAGAGGAAUAAUGCAGAGUUUCUCAGCUAUAACAUCUACCUUACAGGCUGGGAUGAAUCUCAGGCCACUCACUUCAUAGUGCACCAUGAAGAAGAGAAAGAUGUGAUUACAGGACUGAAACAGAAAACCUUGUAUGGAAGACCUAACUGGGAAAAUGAGUUCAAAACGAUUGCAGGGAAUCAUCCUGGCUCCAGAAUAGGAGUUUUUCUCUGUGGACCAGAGGGCCUAGCUGACACACUCAGCAAGCAGAGCAUCAGCAACUCAGAAGCUGACCCACGAGGAGUACACUUCAUUUUUAACAAAGAAAAUUUCUAAUUCCCAGGCAUAUGAGAGUUUUUCAAUACAGAGUCUAGAGUCUGGAUCUGUUUUUCUGUUUGGAGUCUGGGAGGGACAGCCCAGCUUCUAAUUUCAGCUACACUGACGCAAAUCCCUUUGCUUCUUCAGAAAUAUUUCGGCGUUGAGGUACAGUAAAAGAGUCAA